AAAAACUAAUCUCUAGCUACUUGCAACUAUUUAUUCAUCAUGAGCUCAUGAGGUUUCACUUUUACUCAAGAAACAAAUGGGGGAAGAGCUUCGUGUAGGGUUUCGGUUCUAUCCGACGGAAGAAGAGCUUCUUACGUUCUACCUAAGAAUCCAGCUCAGUGGAGGAAAUGCCACCAUUCACAGCCUCAUACCAAUCCUUGAUGUGUUUAGCGUUGAGCCUACUCAGCUUCCAAAUCUUGCGGGAGAGAGGUGUCGAGGAGAUGCAGAACAAUGGCUUUUCUUCGUGCCAAGACAAGAGCGGGAAGCUAGAGGAGGAAGACCAAGCAGGACCACUCGUUCAGGAUACUGGAAAGCAACUGGUUCACCAGGCCCCGUGUUCUCGCCUGAUAACCGAGUGAUCGGAGUUAAGAAGACGAUGGUAUUCUAUACAGGAAAAGCACCUACUGGGAGAAAAACAAAGUGGAAGAUGAAUGAGUAUAAAGCUGUUGAUGAAACAGCCAGUGAAUCUACAAACCCAAAGCUGAGGAACGAAUUCAGUAUCUGUCGAAUCUACAUAAAGUCAGGAAGCUCGAGGGCCUUUGACAGACGUCCCACAGAAGCUUAUGGGAUCGAGAGAAAGGUUCCUAGCAAUAGAGUGGAGACAUCAUCUCGUGUUACAAUAUCAACCUCACCAGAAACUUCACAUUCAGGAGGAAACAAUGUUGAUUUGCCGGUGAAUGCUACUACUAUUAAUACACAAAGCAUCUCAGAGAUGGUUGAUGGGCUAUCACUACCUUUUUGGGAAUGGGAACAAAUGAAAUAGUCUUAAGUCUUAACCGUAUUAAAUUACUUCUUAUGUUCAUUUGCUACUAAAAUAUACAAAGCGGAGAUAAGAAAAAAAGUAGAAGAAGUCCUCACAUUUAGGGCAACUUUCAAUUUUUGAGUGGCCAACUAGUAAAGUAUAUAUAAGAAGUUCUAAUAAGAGAAGAAAAAAAACUAGUACUAUAUAUGAGUAGUAGGAUGGUGUGUAGAAAUAACACGCUAAUAAUUACAUUGAUGGCCACUCGACCACGACAUUUUUUUUUAUCUAACCAUUAGGCCAAAGAUUCACUAUGUUUUUAUACUUACGUCUUUAUUUCUUCCUUUUUUUUGGUUCAUUUGUGGGAUUUGUUUCUUUUUUUCUCGUUGGUUUUGAAUAAUGAUGAGUAGAUUGUUAAAAGGUUCUAGUUGAUCAUGGAUGAUAUUUAGAAUACUUUCCAUGUAUUA
Molecule: messenger RNA, 1245 nt
Organism: Camelina sativa (false flax)
Lineage: Eukaryota; Viridiplantae; Streptophyta; Magnoliopsida; Brassicales; Brassicaceae
Product: putative NAC domain-containing protein 61
Biological process (GO): regulation of DNA-templated transcription
Molecular function (GO): DNA binding
Source: RefSeq, a predicted model, not a curated record